UUCGUGGCUUGCCCGGUUUGCCAGGUCCUUGUGGGAAACCUGGUCUGCAGGGCAAGCCUGGUGAAAAGGGCCCGGAUGGUUUACCUGGCCCUCUUGGCCCAGAGGGUUUCCCAGGUGACAUUGGCCCACCAGGAAAAAACAGCCCUGAAGGAUCCAAGGGAAAACAAGGGACACAAGGUUUGCCAGGUCCAAGAGGAACACCUGGACUUCAGGGCGAUGAGGGAAGAGUUGGGCCCACUGGACCCUCUGGACUCGAGGCCGGGGAAGCAGGGAUUCCCAGGACUGACAGGCCCAGAUGGACUCAAGGGCGAGACCGGGAUAACUGGCGAGGUUGGAAAGCUUGGCGAGAGGGGAUUGCCUGGUUUUGUCGGGCCUGUUGGAGAGACUGGCAUCACAGGAGAAAAGGGUGACCGAGGGAAAACAGGAGCUCCCGGGCCUCCAGGUGAAACGGGGCCGAUGGGUCACACCGGCAUACCUGGAGAGGCGGGGCCAUCUGGACUGCAAGGGAUCCCAGGGCCUUCUGGUUCACCAGGAUCCAUCGGCAUCAGAGGACCCAAAGGCAGAAGAGGUCUGCGGGGUCCUGAUGGCCCAGUGGGGGAGAAUGGGUCUGCUGGAGUGAAGGGCAUCGAUGGUCCACCAGGAAGAUUGGGCCUCUCUGGGGUGGUGGGAAAGCUUGGCGAGCCAGGUGAAGCCGGGCCUAAGGGAUUUCCAGGUGUUCAAGGACCCUCGGGUCCUCCGGGGGCCAAAGGAAUUGCAGGAGAGCCAGGACCGGCUGGGCCACCAGGAACGAUCGGGCCACUUGGGGAGAUGGGGCUGAGGGGGCCGCCGGGGAAGGCUGGAGAGAGAGGGCUGUCUGGUGAACCCGGAGAGAAGGUGACGAUGACAAUGUGCCUCUGA
This is a messenger RNA of Notothenia coriiceps (black rockcod), 897 nucleotides long. Its product is annotated as collagen alpha-1(XXVII) chain B-like. Gene Ontology annotation, biological process: extracellular matrix organization. The coding region runs from base 76 to 897 and encodes 273 amino acids. The record is from RefSeq and is a predicted model, not a curated record. NCBI's taxonomy places the organism in Eukaryota, Metazoa, Chordata, Actinopteri, Perciformes, Nototheniidae. Gene Ontology annotation, molecular function: extracellular matrix structural constituent conferring tensile strength. The transcript is spliced from 17 exons.